GCGAAACGCAUGUGUUGGACGUUGGUGAACCGGGGAGACCUGCGCGAUGUUUGCAGUCGGUCCUUUUCGAACAUUUGUCGAGCUGUGGUCGAGCUACCAGACAACCAUGUGGAGGACAAGGCCACCUUGUCGAAGCUGGCACCGCGCAUCGUACCAGAGAUGUUCCAGUGUUUUCUGAAUCUCCACAAGAACACUGCGAUCGACGUUUCUGCGCGCAGCCGAUCGGCUUGUUUUCUAGGCCAAGCAAUCCAAAACUACUCGAAGUGCUUGCGCGAGGACUCCGUCGCGAAUCUCUUCGGACAAGUCGCCGAGCGCAUGCUCAAAACCAAUCAGGAAGUGGCGAUAGUGUACGACCAACUCCUGCAAGCAACCGGGCAGAAAGAAGGGCGUGCAGGGGAUGCGGACAACGUGAUGACGGAUGAAAGCACUCCUGUCGAGGACCCGGCUGCCUUGCUGACGCGUAAAAAUUUGCUCGAAGAGGAGCUUGGGUAUGUGUGUGAGCUUGCCGCAUUGCUCGUUCCGCAGUUGCCGGUCGACAAACUCGAAGUAGCUCUUCGCAGUUUCGAGACUACCACUACUGGCCUCGAGGGCGGACGCCGCGCAGCCACCGCAACGCAACGCGCUUCGUACAAGGGUGUGAAGAGUAUUUUCGAGCAUAAGGGAGUGAAGGAGGUGACGCAGGAGAUGCUCCAGAAAUUCUGGGGUAUCUUGGACACCUUGCGACUCGGUUGCAAAGAAGGCGCCUUCAAAGCGCGCAUGAAAGCACUCCACAGUUUCCUUGCGAUGCUGCUGGGCCCAGAAGAAGAUGACGAAGAUGAGGAUGACGACGACUCGGGCUUCGCUGACAGCGAGGACGAGGAUCUGGAAGACGCCUCGUCUACGACAAAAGACGGAAAGAAGAACGGUGCUGCAAAGGAUGCUGUACCAGUUGAGGAUGGACCAGUUCGCGUGGUGCCCGAUGCAGUGAAAGACGCUUUCCUCAAGCAGCAGGUGCUUGGAGAGGACGGAGGCUUCUUAGUUAGCGAACUUCUGUCGCAUUCGCAGGCGAGAAACAGGCAAGUCCGUUUGCUCGCGGAAGCGGCUUUGUCACGCGUUUUUCGUGCCUGUUUGACGAGUGACGCCGACCUGGGCUUGCCACUUAUUGGCGCGCUCGGCGCAGAUCUAGCCGCGCAGAGCGCCAAGUCCAAGGCACACAGUGUUGAGGCGCUAGCGAAGCUCCUCUACGAACACAGCGACUACAUGGAAGACGAAGUGAUCGAGCAGGUGUGCGAGGUCGUCCUGAUCAUGCUGCGCGACCAGGAUCGUCAGGUAUUUCGAGCGGUGCUGAAGUUUUGCAAAGUCAUGUGCUACGUAGUGCCCAUUGGCGUCCUGAAGCGGCGAACCGUGUUCCACCAGGACGGCCGCAACCCGAUCGGCGCCAUGACGAGCAGCUUCCUGCACGAUUUGUACUCAAACACCAACAGCGAAAGCUGCAACAACCUCAAGAGGCGCAUCGUGGAAAAGCUUCUCAAGCGUUUAUGCUUCAUGGGAUUUGAAGACGACGACGAGGAGGAGGAUGAAGACGAAGACGCCGAGGAGGUGGAUCUCGAGAGCUUUAGAAAGGUACAAUUUUAACUACUCGCUGUAGACUUCUUCAGUGAUAUUUAUUGAAUAAAUAAAUCACUUGACAGGGUAUUUUUUGUUACUACAUGCUUUGUUUUGAGUUAUUGUUAACAAAGUUACCUCCAAUAGAGCAAACUGUUAUUGAACAGCCCCGCCUUGCUUCAUACUCUAAGGCUGACAUGUUAUACGACUGGGGGCUGAUUAGGAUUUACCUUAACUUCAUGGUCUCUCGAAAGUAAUUUUGAUUGCUGUUUCAAUAUUCCCACUUUCCUCACACACAGAGCUUCCCGCAUAAGCACCUUCCGCAGCUGGAUUAUGUCUUGAAGAAUCUGGAGCGAAGAGCAAAAAAAGCUGUGUCUGCAAAGACAGAGAAGCGCAGCGCAGCUGUCAAGAAGAGUUACGCACAAUUUUUUCAAAACGACGACGACGCUGUUACUGGUGCUGCAGCUGGCACGGAAGGUAUCGCUGAGAGCCGCAAGAAGCGCAAGCGUGACGACGACGACGUUGAUAUGGAUGGCGGCGAGGACGUAAUCACGAAUCUUCUGGACGAGUUCGAAGCGGAGGGCGAAACCGACGGGUUUGAGACUGGUAAUCGCCGGAAGGCUCGUCGUUUACACAAGCGGGCGGAUGAUGUUAGCAACAAGAAAGGCAGCAUCUUUGCCGUUGCGAAGGACUCGGUUCUGCACAACAUGCCGCAAUUGCAGGACGUCGCGUCGAAGGAUGUGCUCGACCUCGCGGACCUGAGAAGCCUUACCCAUAACCUUUUCACCAAAAGCAAAGCCCUCAAGAAAAGCAAGGAUGGCGAGGAUGCCUCCGAAGUGCCAACAGCAGGAAGUAAGCGUGCGACCCGAAAAUUGCUGCCGGGAAGCAAAGCUGCAGCACCCGCAGAAGAAGAUGCUAGAGGUGUGAGCUUUCGGGCAGACGGGAAAAUCGUGGUCGAGGAAGAAGCAACAGACGACGAGGACGAUGAUGAGGUAGAUUUGAAAAUUUGCUAUGCGUAUGUAGUGCUUGAGGUGAUUUUUCUUCAUUCGUUUAUACUGAAUCAAAUGUUGUUGCAUCAAUUUGAAUUUUAAUCAUCCUGCAAGAAUAUUUUUCCGAAUUUCCAAAAUCAGGAUGGAACGAAUGCUGGUGGCAAGAGGCAGAAGAAGAAGUUAGGCCUUGGCGCUCUGAAGCAGCUGCGACAAAAGCGACAGCUUCAAAACCUCGUUAGAAAACGCGACAAGAAGUCUCACGUGGUGCGUGGUGUGACGCAUUAUGCCCCAUCCAAGGGCAAGGCGCGCGGAGACGCGAAACCACGGGGCGCGCAGCACGAACCGUACGCAUACGUGGCGCUCAAUCCUCGACUAAUGAAGGAGAAGCACAAAGAAAAGUCCGUGAGCACCUUCAAAGCUGUCCUCGGCAAGGCGCCAGAGCGUGGUGAGAAGGCGAAGAGGCUGCAGGUGAAGAAAAAAAAUGCGAAAACCAAGAAAAGGAGGCAACAAGGCCGAAACAAGAAGAAGUAAGUACACGGUCUUUCCACGUCGCAGGUAGGUCAAUAGGGUAUCUAUCAUGAUUCAUGUGAAUGGCCACUUCUUGUUGUGAUGAAGACUCUGGUCCGUACGACUACUGCAUUUCAUGUGUAUAUCUAAUUUGAUUGUUGUUGGUCGAG
Molecule: messenger RNA, 3250 nt
Organism: Amoebophrya sp. A25
Lineage: Eukaryota; Dinophyceae; Syndiniales; Amoebophryaceae
Source: the annotation of a GenBank genome assembly